CUUCUUGGCCUCCCCCACGGACUCCCUUUCUCCUCACUGAGUUAUCUCUCUUUCUCGGUCAUCCCCUGACAACAUGCUUUUCGGUAUCCUCGCGAGCUCGAUGCUCGCUUCGAUGUCCACAUCGGCCAGCCAUGGCAGCCACUCGGAUCACAGCCACAGCCAUGACAGCCACUCGGAUCACAGCCACAGCCAUGACAGCCACUCGGAUCACAGCCACAGCCAUGGCAGUCACUCGGAUCACAGUCUUGGCCAUCAUGAUGAGCCUUCGGUCCCCAUUUACUCGAUCAUCGGCAUCCCGCUGAUCUUCCUGCUGGGCCUGCUCGGCACCAUGACCCCCUUCUUGAUCAUGUCGUACCUCCGCCGCCGGGCCAAGGGCGAGACCACCACGGUCGGCCUCAAUCGCAGCCCCUUCCUGAAGUUUGUCCAGGGCAUCAGUGCCGGUGUGGUCAUCGCCGUGGCUCUGAUGCACUCGCUGCCGGAGGCCCUGGAAUUCGGUGAGGAGGUCUUUGAUCAUGGCCAUGAGGAUGAUAGCCACGGGCACAGCCACUCGCUUCAGGCGCAUGCGGCUUCCGGGCCGGAAGCCGCCGAUCCGCAUGAGGGCCACAACCACGGCUUCAGCUGGGUCUUCUUCAUUACGAUGCUCGGUGCCCUGGCCACGCUGGUGGUGGAGGAGCUCUUCAUGCACUCCGGCAUCUUCGGCGCCAGUGCCCACGACCACCAUGAUCUGAGCUUGCCAGCGGUGGUCCCCGUUUCCGAGCCCGAGGCCAUUGUCCUGGAGCCGAUCCUGCCCAAGCCCGAUCCGACGCCCGCCUGCGAUGCCGGUCCUGCCUGCCCGGACCCGGAGGGUGCGGCGGUCGCCGAGCUUGACUGCUCUCCCUCGUGCGACGAGGUCGCCGAUGACUGUGUGUCCUCCUGCGAGCCGGUCGAUUGCGACUCUUCCUGCGAGCCGGUUGAGUGUGAUGACUCUUCUUGUGAUGAGAUCGAGGAUGUCGGGGUGACGAUGGCCCCGGCUCCGGUGGUCCUGCAUGCUUCGGUGUCGUCUCUGGCCUCGCCGGCCAGCGCCACGGCCGCCAUCUCCAUCAAGGAGAAGUCCCUGAUGGCCAUGGAGGCCGACUCGCCCGGGUCGCUGGCCACCAGUGGCAAGGAGCACGACCUGGAGAAGGGCGACCAUCACGAUCUCCACGCGGACCACUCGCAUGGUGGCCACCAUCAUCAUGAUCACUCGCACGGCUUCCACCAUGAUACCCUCGGGUACCAUUCGCAUGGAGACCACCAUGGUCACUCGCAUUCGCAUGGGCAUUCGCACUCGCAUGGCCAUGCCAUGGAUGCCGCCACCCGGGCUCGCAUGGAGAUCACCGGCAUGUGGGUCAUGCUGAUUGGCCUGUGCCUGCAUUCGGUCUUCGUUGGAUUGGCUCUCGGUCUGUCCAACAGCAUGGGGCUCUUCCUGGCCAUUGUGGCCCACCAGUACUUCGAGGGGAUGGCCCUCGGUGCGCGCAUGGUCCGCACCCAGGUCAGCCGCCGGAUGUCCAUCUAUCUGAAUGCCUUCUUCUCUCUGAGCACUCCGGUGGGCAUCGGCAUCGGCAUGGUCCUCUACUACACCGUGGGCACCGGCUAUGUGUUUGCCCUGCUGAAUGUCAUCUUCCAGUCGGUGUCGGCCGGUAUCCUGUUGUAUGUGGGCUUCGUCCAUCUGCUCACCGAGGAGCUGGCCCUGCCGGAGUACUUCCAGCGGCCCGUCCUGCGCGUGGUUCUCGGCCUCGGCGCCAUCGUCGGUGUGGCGGCCAUGUCUGUCAUCGCCAUCUGGGGCUAAUGCGAGGAAACUCGGCCAUUGGCCCAGGCAUGAGGGGGAGGUGGGCGGGCGAUUGCGCUCCCUCCUUCGCGCGCACCGCGCGCCUCCCUCCGGCCCCCGGUCGGCUUGUUGUCCGCGUAGCUGCCUUUUUUUUUUUAUUACCCUCCGUCUUUAGAUGCUGCCACAGCCCCACCCGCCCGUCGGCCAAUGUGCCGGACGCCGGGCGCCGGGUCUCUUUUGGCCCUCUUCAUGUCCUUGAGUUUUCCCUGGCGCGGCGCGUGCAUCGGAGUCCUCGCUCCUCCCGCCACUAUGUCUCUCUUCUGUCACGCGCCAGCAGGAGGGCCCUCUGUUGCGCCGUUUCCCUCUUUUCCCCUCCCUCCCUCCCUCCCUGUCUUUCUCUCCCUCGAGCGACAGCCACGGGGCGGGGGCCUGCCUCCUCCCUCUCCUCCAAGACUCUCUCUCUCUUUUCUCCUUGUGUAUUGCUGCCUAGCCCCCUUCUACCAUGCACGUAUCAGGGGUUCUUGUCCUUGUGGUCUUCUUCCUCCUAUCAUUCCUCACCGGAAAAUAGACUCCCUCUCUUUCUCCGUCA
Molecule: messenger RNA, 2375 nt
Organism: Fonticula alba
Lineage: Eukaryota; Rotosphaerida; Fonticulaceae
Exons: 2
Coding region: 74-1807 (577 amino acids)
Biological process (GO): zinc ion transmembrane transport
Cellular component (GO): plasma membrane
Molecular function (GO): zinc ion transmembrane transporter activity
Source: RefSeq, a predicted model, not a curated record